UUUGCUUUUUGUUUGUUUUCAGCAAUCAGGAUGGCUUCUUCUCCAACUUUGCUCAUGCGAGUGGUGGCCUCUGCGUAUUCAGUUGCAGAGAAAGCUGCAAGAAUUGUUAGAAAUAUAAUGGCUACAGGAGAUCUGGGGAUAGUGGAAAAGAGUGGAGCCAAUGACUUACAGACCAAAGCUGAUCGACUGGUACAAAUGAGCAUUUGUGCAUCACUGGCACGCAAGUUCCCCAAAGUGACAAUCAUAGGAGAAGAGGAACUGCCCCCUCAUGAUGUAGCUGAGGAAUUGAUUGAAGAUGGCCACUAUGAAGAAAUACUGAAGAAACCUUGUCCGCCUCAGUACACAGGAAUUAAAGAGGAAGAGCUUGUAAUAUGGGUUGAUCCUCUGGAUGGGACCAAAGAGUACACCGAAGGUCUCCUUGACCAUGUAACAGUUCUUAUUGGAAUUGCUUAUGGAGGCAAAGCAAUAGCAGGAGUUAUCAACCAGCCAUAUUACAACUAUGAGGCAGGANCUGAUGCUGUACUGGGUAGGACGAUCUGGGGAGUGCUGGGCAUGGGCGCCUUUGGAUUUGAGCUCACAGAAGCACCUGCUGGAAAACACAUCAUUGUUACCACCCGUUCUCACAGCAGUGCCCUGGUAAAUGACUGCAUUACUGCCUUGAACCCGGACACUGUCAUCAGAGUUGGAGGAGCAGGAAACAAGGUCAUCCAGCUUAUAGAAGGCAAGGCAUCUGCUUAUGUAUAUGCCAGUCCUGGGUGCAAGAAAUGGGAUACAUGUGCACCUGAAGCUAUUCUACAUGCUGUGGGAGGCAAGAUAACUGAUAUCCAUGGAAAUUCAUUCCAAUAUAACAAAGAAGUGAAACAUAUGAAUUCAGCUGGGGUUCUUGCCACUUUGAGGAACUAUGAUUAUUAUGCAAGUCGCAUUCCUAACACUGUUAAACAAGCUCUUGUGCCUUAAAGCAAGAAUGGGUCUUCACUUGUCCUGGAAAGCUGAUCAAGCAAGCUUGAAGGAAAAAGAAGAAAGAAGAUACUGAGAUUGAAAGUUCAUUUUAUAGAAUCUGAGCCUAAUUCUUACAUUAAACUGUUCAAUAAUUUCACAAUU
Molecule: messenger RNA, 1101 nt
Organism: Tinamus guttatus (white-throated tinamou)
Lineage: Eukaryota; Metazoa; Chordata; Aves; Tinamiformes; Tinamidae
Source: RefSeq, a predicted model, not a curated record